Molecule: messenger RNA, 4177 nt
Organism: Oreochromis niloticus (Nile tilapia)
Lineage: Eukaryota; Metazoa; Chordata; Actinopteri; Cichliformes; Cichlidae
Gene: timeless
Product: timeless circadian clock
Exons: 30
Coding region: 246-3983 (1245 amino acids)
Biological process (GO): DNA replication checkpoint signaling; replication fork arrest; DNA repair
Cellular component (GO): replication fork protection complex
Molecular function (GO): DNA binding
Source: RefSeq, a predicted model, not a curated record
UCGUGACGACAUUCUACAUCCGCCUCCAGAAUUUUCGCUCGCGGUCUUGGCGCGAGACUUGUCCGGUUUGUCGCAGUUGUGUGACUGCAAGUGGAAAACAGCCGUAUAUUGUUAGAAAAGACUGUCGCCAAAUGCGCUGGAGGUUGUUUAAAAGGAGCGACUGAAACAACAUUUGGACGACCUAGAAGGUCACUUACACUGAUCCCCUGGACUUCAAGGCACCCUGAUGGUGUGUGGACUUAUUCAUGAUGAACUGUGAACUUUUGGCAACGUGCAGUGCUCUAGGUUAUCUGGAGGGAGACACCUAUCACAAGGAGGCUGAUUGCUUAGAGAGUGUGAAAGACUUGAUUCGCUAUUUACGCCAUGAAGAUGACGCCCGUGAUGUCCGGCAGCAGUUGGGUGAAAGCCAGAUUGUACAGAAUGACCUUCUGCCUAUUAUCAUUCAGCACAGACAGGACAAAGCCUUAUUUGAUGCCUGCAUCAGACUCAUGGUCAACCUCACGCAGCCUGCCAUGCUCUGUUUUGGUAAAGUCCCAGAUGACCCGGUGUUCAGGCAUCACUUUUUGCAAGUGACGUCUCAUUUGCAGGCUUAUAAGGAGGCAUUUGCCAGUGAGAGUGUGUUUUGUAUCUUGAGUGAGACAUUGUACAACCUUCUACAACUUGACUGGGAGCAGAGACAGGAAGAAGAUAACCUGCUGAUAGAGAGGAUUUUGCUGCUGGUUAGAAAUGUGCUUCAUGUACCUGCGGACCCCAGUGAAGAGAAGAAAGUGGAUGAUGACGCCAGUGUCCAUGAUCGAGUGCUGUGGGCCAUUCACAUGAGCGGCUUUGAUGACCUGAUCAAGUUCCUGGCCUCAGCACAGAGUGAGCAGCAGUGGAGUAUGCAUGUGUUGGAAAUCAUCUCCCUUAUGUUCAGAGACCAGACUCCAGAAGCUUUGGUGAGUGCCGGCCAUGCUCGUUCAGCAGAAGAGAAGAAGAAGGACUCUAAUGAGCUGGAGGCACUGAGGCAGAAGGAGCAUGCAGAGAAACAUUCUCGCACUUUACAGAGAGGGACCAGACACUCUCGCUUUGGAGGGUCUUUUGUUGUUCAAGGACUGAAGGCAAUAGGGGACAAAGAUGUGAUCUAUCACAGGAACCUUCAGAAUUUUAAAGAUUACACUCACGACAUUGGCAAAGCAGUGAGACGUGUUCCCAAGAGGCAUCGAAAGGCCCAAGAAAGUGGGGAAAAACGACGUUCGGCCUUAAAUGUUCGACUUUUCCUGCGAGAGUUUUGUGUGGACUUCUUGGAGAACUGCUACAAUCGACUCAUGUACCUCGUUAAGGAAAGUCUCAUUCGUGAGCAGACUCAGCAACAUGAUGAGACCUAUUACCUGUGGGCACUCAGCUUUUUCAUGGCUUUCAACAGAGGCAGUUGUUUCCGUGCCGACCUAGUUUCUGAGACCAUGUCAAUCCGGGCGUUUCAUUUUAUUGAGCGUAACAUUACCAACUACUAUGAGAUGCUGCUCACAGACCGCAAAGAGGCCACUUCUUGGUCCCGCAGGAUGCACUUGGCAUUAAAGGCAUAUCAAGAACUGCUGCUAACUGUGAAUGAGAUGGACAGAUCGGAGGAUGAAAGCAUCCGGCAGAGUUCCAGCGUCAUUAAAAGUAACAUAUUCUACCUGAUGGAGUACAGAGAGAUUUUCCUGACCUUGCUGAGAAAGUAUGAUGAAACCAAGCAGCCUGAGUCCUACCUCAAAGACCUGGUAGAGUCAACUCAUCUCUUCUUGCGAAUGUUAGACCGCUUCUGCAAAGGCCGCAAAAACUUGAUGGUGCAGAGGAAGAGGGUGAAGCGGAGAAAGUCUCAAGGUAAGAAAAAGGAGGCAGCUCCAGAAACUAGUCCAGAGGCCCUGGAGGAGACCUGGAAGAUUGUGGAGGAAGAGCUGAAGGGUGCAGGGUUUAAGUUGUCUGAAUCUUUAACUCAAAGCUUAGUGCCGUUUGAUGCCACGUCUGAGACUCCCCUCGAGGAUCAGCGUACUGAGGCUAUGGUGAGAGUGCAGGAUGCUCUGCUGGUUCGAAUGGGCCCAGAAGCUCUGGGGCUGCUGCGUGCCGCCAGAGAGGUGUGGCCAGAGGGAGAUGUGUUUGGUUCAGCUGAUGUGGAACCUGAAGAGGAACUGGAGCUCCUUAAGCAGAUCCUGCACGCCAAACUGCCAAGGUCAUCUCAGACUGCUGUGGUGGAGGAGGAGGAAGAGGAGGAGGAUGGGCCAGAGAUGGAAGAGGAAGAGCUGGAGUCUGUCCAGGUUUCUGAAACGGAGUUCAAAUUUCUAGACUUUAUCAAGAGAUUUGCCACCCCCGGUAUUGUUCGUCCGUACCUUCUCCUGCUGAAAUCCUAUUCAAAAAACACCCCACACACAAACCACUGCAUUGCUCGAAUGCUGCACCGCCUGGCUGUUGACCUUAAAAUGGACGCCCUGCUUUUCCAGUUGUCAGUUUUCCACAUUUUCAACAAAAUCUUAAAUGACCCUGCUGCAGCUGCUUACCAGGAACUAGUGACUCUUGGCAAAUAUUUAGUGAAGCGGUUCGUUUCACUGGCAGCACAGAACAAUAAGGCAUAUGUGGAGCUGCUGUUCUGGAAAAAUGUGGGAGCUGUACGCGAGAUGACAGAAGGCUACACCAAAGAAGAGGAAAAGAGACCAGCAUGGACUGAAGAGGAGGAAGAGGAAUUGCGCAGACUCUAUGAGGAGCACCGUGACUCUGAAGUGCCAGACAUAGUGGAGACUCUCCUGCCAUUACUAAGCAACAGCAACCGUACUCGGCGUCAGGUAGUGACGCAGCUGGUACAUAUGCGCCUGGUGGACAAUGCUAAAGAACUGAAGAAACCCAAGAAAGGUACUCGAAUUGUUCUGUGGACUGAAGAGCAGGAGCUGGAGUUGCAGAUGCUGUUUGAGGAGUAUAGAGACUCUGAUGAUGUGCUGGGUAACAUCAUGAAGAAGCUCACUGCUAAGCGGUCCCGAGCACGUGUGGUGGACAAGCUGCUCAGCAUGGGCCUGGUGUCUGAGAGACGAGAACUGUAUAAGAAGAGAAGUCGGAGUGCUCACGGGAAGAGCACUGGAAAUAUAAUGACUGAAGAAGAGUUCUUGGCUGAACUCACACAAGGCACCCAGGAUGAUCCUGUGGACAGAGAUGAUGAAUUUGAGUCUGAGGAGAGUGAGGAAGAGGACCUUGAAGAGCAGGAAAGUGAAAGAUCACUAAAUGGUGGCAGGAGGAGCCAAGGCAUGCACUCUACAGGAGAAAGGAGACCCGAUGUAGAGAACAUGGUGUAUGCUCUGCAACAGGAAGGCAUGUCUGGACCUUUGUUGUGGCUACAGAAUUGUCUGAACAAAACAGCAGAUGAUCGUGAAAAUGACGGUUUGUCCCAGCCUGUUCCACUGGCCCCGUUCACAGAGUCAAAUGAAGAAGCCAUGGAAAACAAGAGCUUCCAGCGACUGUUGCGCAAAUUGGGAAUGCGAGCACCUGCAAAUGAACAGGAGUCCUUCUGGAGAAUCCCUGCAAAGAUCAGUGUAUCUGAGCUCCGGAGUGCCGCUGCAGCUCUCAGCCCGAAGGAGGACAAACCUAAAAAUGAUGAUGAGCAAGAUGGGACCAGGAGCCCAGCAGAGGAACCCCGUGGGGAGGAAGAGGACGACGCGACGCGUGAACAGAGAGCUCAGGCCCUGAGAGCUCUGCUGCUUGCACGCAAGAGGAAACGAUUCACCGAUGAGGAUGCAGCUCCUGAGUCAGAUGCCACUCCUGUCGAUGACACAGAUGAUGUAAAUGAAAGUUCCCAGGACAACACCUCAACUAAAAGAAACAGAAGCAGAGUUUUGGAGGAUGACGAGGAGAACGAGGAAGACUCCACUACUGCAGCGGCUAUGGAUACAAAUGGCGAUGACGAUUCAGACAAGGAGGACAUCUCUGCUCCUGUGAAGAGAAGACGCGUGGUCUUAAUUGAUGAAGAGGAAGAGGAGGAUUAGAGACGGCCUUUAAUGGGCUGUAAAACUUCAGAUGGGAGAUGCAUUAAAGGUCCCGCAUGUUGCUCAGAGGUGCACGCAGCCCUCUGGAGGCCUGAAGUCCAGACAGGAAGAAACUAUUAAUGGAAUACUAAAAAAAAAAAAGUAACCCAAAAGAACAUAUGGAAAAUUAGAGCCUGUGUAAAAAGGAAAAAAAA